Messenger RNA from Vanderwaltozyma polyspora DSM 70294, 1656 nucleotides. RefSeq names its product Gis4p (gene GIS4). The transcript has a single exon. The record is from RefSeq and is a predicted model, not a curated record. Lineage: Eukaryota; Fungi; Ascomycota; Saccharomycetes; Saccharomycetales; Saccharomycetaceae. Bases 1 to 1656 code for a protein of 551 amino acids.
AUGUCGAGUGAUGGCAAUGGUGAUGCUACUAAAGAGAUUGAUGUUUGGACUUGGUAUCUUUGUCAUGUGCGGAAUGGUUCCUUUGAGGAAAUCUUGGGCAAUGAAGAUUACUAUAAGUUGUUGAAGAAUAAUUUGGUUGAUGAUGUUUUCAACAUUGAUAAAGGGAAUAAAAUUUUCAAAUUGAUUUCAAUUAACUAUCUUAACAAUAACAUUUUACUAGAUUAUUACAAUAAUAUUGUCAAAAAGACAUUGCUAUUAUUGAACAAGUCGAAUUCCAUAGAGUUACAUUAUUUAGUAAUCAACGGCACUUCUUCCCAUAGUAACGAUGAUACUAAUUCAAGUAUUGCCUCUUCAAUAGAAAUAAACUUUAAACCGAAAUUGUCAUCUUCUUUGAAUGCCAACGCUAUUACUAGUGUGAAUGAUAAUCAGAAAAAAUCAAAUCAAUCUCCUUAUUCUUCCCAAAAUACAACAGAGUUAUCCUCUAUUGAUAGUUUCCAAUACUCUGAGGACGUAGAGUCUCUACCCUCUCUAAGUUACGAAAAGAAUCCUAACAACAAUCAAGCAAAAUACCUGAUAAGUAAUAAUGAGCAACAGGAUGCGGCUGCUGAUACAAAUGCAGAUGCAGAAGGAGACGUGAACGUAGAAGACAUUUAUCUAGAUGAUUCAGAUUCAGAUUCCUUAUCAAGUUUCCCUCCAUAUUUUAUAAACGAUCCUAACUUUGGAAGUUAUUUUAAUACCGUUCUACCAACUGUAAACUUGCCCGAUCCAUACGCAAACUUCCAACUAGUGUUGCAAUCAAUUUUAAUAUACAACAGUGAUUCAGAUGAAUUGAUCACGGCGAUAAGACAAUCAAAUAACGAACAGGAUAGUGCAGAUAUCGAUGACGAUUGGUUAUUGUAUGAUUCAAAAUUUUCAAUGACAAACUUACAAAUUUUAUCCUUAAAUGAAUUACUGCAUAUAAAUAAAGAUUAUCCAAAAAUCUUGUUUUAUUCUUUGGUUUCAAUACCAAAUGUAACUGUUAACAUUUCAAAUUAUGAGAAUUCUUCAAAUCCUCAUUUAGAAGAUUACAUCAAUCAUUCAGAUGAUUCUUUAUCAAUCCACGAUACCCCACAACAAUUCUAUCCAAUGAUAGUAAAUGACAAUAAUAAUAACAUUAAUAUUAAUAAUCAUAACAACACACGUAGAAGUAGUGUAGACUAUUAUGAUGAUUCAAUACCACAACAAUUUUAUCCCGAUGAUAUGAAUAUACCCACCAAGGUAAAUACAAAUACAACUAUUGCUCACAGAUCUUAUAGAACUAUUACCAAUGGUAGCUCAAGUUACAUCAAUGAUGGACAAGAAUUACAAAAUAUUAUUACUUUGACGAACACUGUUGGUACAGAAUACCCAUUAGCAAAGUAUUCAACAGCAUUGACAAGUUCAAGUAAAGCUGAAAGAUCAAAAAGUAGAUUGAUUAAUAGCAGCUUGGAUAAAAUUUCAUCAGUUAGCAACAAGAGUAGUAAUAAGAGUAGUAGAAAAUCAAACGAAAACAAGAAUGAUUUGAAAAAAAAUAUUAAAAACGUUGAUAGACUGUCAUCAAAUAAAAAAUCAACAUCGAACAAAAGAUCAAAGAGUAAAAGGAAAAGUGGUAAAAAUUCAGCAUGUAGUAUAAUGUAA